Molecule: messenger RNA, 1094 nt
Organism: Chinchilla lanigera (long-tailed chinchilla)
Lineage: Eukaryota; Metazoa; Chordata; Mammalia; Rodentia; Chinchillidae
Product: PRAME family member 9/15-like
Exons: 4
Coding region: 1-903 (300 amino acids)
Cellular component (GO): cytoplasm
Source: RefSeq, a predicted model, not a curated record
AUGCAGAGACCAUCACCUGUGUAUGAGCUGGCCAAGCAGAGCCUGCUGAACAGUGAGACCAUAGCCAGCAAUGCUGUACAUGACCUGCCCACCGAGACCUUCCAUGACCUCUUCAGGGAUGCCUUCAUGGGGGGACGCAAUGAGGUCCUGAAAAAAAACCUACAGACAUUAAAAGCCGUACUGGAUAGACUUGAUAUACAGCUGUCCCAGAAGGUUCACCACAGGAUCACAGAGUUCUUGGCUUUUGCUGAGCCUGACAUGGGACAGGGUUACCUGAUGAGAAAGAUGUAUGUGCGGGAUGUGAUGAACUCAGGAGAAACCUGCAUCUUCCUAACCUCACAGGAACUAGAAGCUGAGCCGUACUCCAUGCAAAGGUUACAAAGGGAGAAAAGGGAAGGCAGGAAGCUUGGAGUCAGUUUUGUGCCACCAAUGAUCAAUUACAGCUCUUACCUCUUGAAGUGGGCCCGGAGGAGAAAAGCUUCAGUGCACCUGUACUGUGAGAAGGUGAUGAUCAAAUCCAGUGCUGUCUCUGAAAUUCUGACGUUUCUUCAAGCUGUGCAACUGGAUUCCAUCCAUGAACUUGAGGUGUUUAGUGACUGGGGUCCAGAAAGCAUGAAAACAUUUGUUCCUCAGCUAAGGAAGAUGAAAAACCUUCACACCUUUCGCUUCAGCAGCCUGAGUCCAGAAGUGUGUACUGCACCCUUGAAAAACAACUGGUAUUACCGCAUCUAUGCCUCAAACUUAGCACAGCUGAAAAAUCUCCUUGAGCUUCGAUGGAUGAAGUCUUCUUCCUGCAUGGAAAUCUGCAUAAGAUCAUCAGGUGAGUGGGGGGAGAGCUCCCCUGCACAUUUACGGUUACAGGAAAAAAUUAAUAGGGCUCUUUGUUUCCCUCUGCUGGCCUAGGGGAAAAUCCUAGGAAGUGGGAAAGACAGCACUGUCUCAUCUAUGGCAAGGUCUCUCCUAACAUCCCAUGUAAAAGCAGGGACUAAUCUGGGAUAGGAGUCUUGGAGCAGGUGUCAUGUCCAGAAAGCCAGCAGUCAGGAGCAGCCAAAAUGAGGGCAGAUUAGAUUUCUUCUUCAGAAGCAACUCCAGGU